Molecule: messenger RNA, 642 nt
Organism: Suillus paluster
Lineage: Eukaryota; Fungi; Basidiomycota; Agaricomycetes; Boletales; Suillaceae
Exons: 3
Coding region: 37-549 (170 amino acids)
Source: RefSeq, a predicted model, not a curated record
CGCAUCAACGACCUUCUACAAAGGGUUGUAGCAACCAUGUCCGAAUCAGCAGCCAUGUGUGAGUCAGCAACUAGCACCUCAGACCUUCUGCCUACCAACUUCGUCGGGACCGCCAUGGCCGCCGUGCAAAAUGAGGACGGAAAAUUCCGCAUCUACUUCCAGAACAAAGACUACCAGAUCUUCGAAAUGUCGUUGAAUGACCCAAAGAGCACGGUACACACCCUCCUCAAACUCACCACUAGUGGCAUGCCCGCUGCUCGUAUCAACACACCCAUCGCAGCGGUGGCGUGCAAGGACUUGCGAGAGAUUCGCGUGUAUUACAUCACUGUGACUAGUAGGGUGCAGGAAAUUUGCCACACCCAGGGCAAAGGUUGGGUCAAAGGUGCGACCUUGGGCACCGCAGCCGAGAACAGCUCCUGCUUGUAUGCGCAACAGCGAAACGCCCAUGAUCUCUCGAUCAGGGUCGGGUUUCAGUGCUCCACUGCUCCUCAGACUAUCACAGAAGCUUGUUACAAUGAGCACCAGGGGUGGAAGAAUCGUGUCUUGUAAACUGGGAGAGAAUAUUAGCGUACGUCACCUCGUAUGCCAAGGAAACAAGUGUAUUUGAGAUUACGUGCAGAAUUGUAUGUUGUGCGUUGUAUG